AAAAUAUCCGUCCAUUUGCUUCUCCUCCUUAACUCACCGUCGUUCUCAUUCUCAUCUCUUUACUUUCCCAACUACAAACGCUAAACCUCUCAACUUGCACAUAGCAGAUAUUUUUCUCAGCUAGGGUUUAUUCGGGGCAGAAGUUGAAGUGGUGGAACGCCGUGGAAGAAAGCGGAGGAUGAAGAUUCAGUGCAACGUGUGCGAGGUAGCGGAGGCGAACGUGCUCUGCUGUGCCGACGAGGCGGCGCUCUGCUGGUCCUGCGACGAGAAGGUUCACGCCGCCAAUAAGCUCGCUUCUAAGCACCAGCGAGUUCCGCUCUCUGGCUCGUCUUCGUCGAUGCCCAAGUGCGACAUCUGCCAGGAAACUGUUGGCUACUUUUUCUGUCUUGAGGAUCGAGCUCUGCUCUGCAGGAAGUGUGAUGUUGCCAUUCAUACAGCCAAUGCUUAUGUCUCUGCUCACCAAAGAUUCCUGCUUACUGGGGUGAAAGUAGGACUUGAACCUACUGAACCUGGUCCGUCUUCAUCCUUGGGGAAGUCACAGUCUGGGGAGAAAAUCUCAGAGCUGGAGUUUCUAUCUGUUUCUAGGAGAAAUCCCCAUGUGGCAUCUGAUAUUCAGUAUAAUAAAGUAUUACCAACACAAAUCACUGAGGUUGGAAAUUUUGCACCUACUAAGGCACCAUUUGCUGGUGGUUCUGCAGCUGGAAGUAUUCCACAGUGGCAGCUGGAUGAAUUUCUUGGAUUAAAUGAAUUCAAUCAGAAUUAUGGUUAUAUGGACAAUAACUCAUCUAAGGCUGAUAGUGGGAAGCUUGGAGACACUGACUGCUCCGCUACUUUGAGAGUCAAUGAGGAAGAGCUGGAUGGUGAUGAGUGCUUGGGUCCAGUGCUUGAUGCAUCCUGGGCAGUUCCACAAAUUCCUUCCCCGCCUACAGCCUCGGGACUUUAUUGGCCUAAAACUAACCAAAAUUCAUUCGAUUCUGCAGUCUUUGUGCCCGACAUAUGUUACUCCCCCAUGCAGAAUUUUGACAACCAACAGCCAAACUGUAGUAGAAUGAAACGGAGAAGACAGUACUAGUGUAUUCCCCACCACACUCAUUCAAGAAUAGGGAAUUAGGUGUUUCUCAGAAUCUGUUCUUUUUACCAAGUGUGCUUUAAUGGUAUCAGAAAUUAGGGCUUCCCACUCUUUAGCUGAAGAUAUUCAACCAUAUGCUUAUUCCUGAAAUUUAGCAUCUUGUCUGCAAGAAUCCUCUUAUUCCAUCAGUACUUAGGAUUAUCAAAUUAAGUGGAGAUCAUGUUGUUGCAACUUCAUUGUUGUUAAGGGCCAUGAAGGAGAUUAUAUCUAUACGGUGUUCCUGGAUGUUGAAAAACACAGAUCAGAAGGCUGGUUAAUUCAAGUAGAGCAUGUUCCAAGUCCUUUGUGCACCUCAUAUCUGUUGCAGGAAAUUAUUCAAAGAUUGUACAAAGCUAGAGCAUCAGACAAUUUCUCAAUGGCUAACAUGUAUAAUGUGGUUUUUCUUAUCUUUAGACUGUCUGUAGGCUUUGAAUGUUUUCCAACAAAAAAAAGGAUUCUCACUAUAGCUUGUGGUCAAUUCUUACUAUAUCCUGUUCAAUAAGAAAGCUUCUUACUGGGGAAGGCUAGCAUUUACUGCAGGAUUUGAAAAAUGAAUGGAUAUGUAAGUGGAUAGCCCUACUUUAUUUAUUCAUUUAUUCUGUCACGUUCUCUUUGUGCACUAUGUGAAUUGUGAAGUACUCUUUUU
Molecule: messenger RNA, 1754 nt
Organism: Ipomoea triloba (trilobed morning glory)
Lineage: Eukaryota; Viridiplantae; Streptophyta; Magnoliopsida; Solanales; Convolvulaceae
Product: B-box zinc finger protein 22-like
Exons: 3
Coding region: 179-1072 (297 amino acids)
Biological process (GO): photomorphogenesis; regulation of DNA-templated transcription
Cellular component (GO): nucleus
Molecular function (GO): zinc ion binding
Source: RefSeq, a predicted model, not a curated record